AUGAUUCAAACGAUCACUGUACUGGAAUGCCUUUGGUGUCUACUAUGGCCAGGCACCAGCCAGUUUUCAGGAUCUUGGUUAUCAUGGAGUAGAGGUGAGGCAUCAUGUUUGGCUGUAGAUUUGCACCUCGAGGCCUCCUUGAUCAUUUGGACCAAGAGCCACGCAUUCCGGCGGAGUGCGGAGUAUCGGGCGCUCUACGACCUGGAUCGAUGGAAGUUGGGGAAGGCUGACCAAAUCUGCCUGAGCUACAGCCAUGAUGAUGACUACGAGGAGUUGAUGCCCGAUGAGAUGAAAUUCCAAAUGCCUACUCACCUGGCUGAAGCCGCCGGCACGGCGAGUUCCACCGAUGCCAGCGGCGUUCCGAUCAAUCGAAAGCGACGGAGGGAGGACUCUGCCAAUGGCGCUGAGCCGAGCCGAGAGUAG
Molecule: messenger RNA, 423 nt
Organism: Durusdinium trenchii
Lineage: Eukaryota; Dinophyceae; Suessiales; Symbiodiniaceae
Source: the annotation of a GenBank genome assembly